UUUCCAUCCACAGCAGAAAAAGCUUCGUGUCUGCUUCGGCAGACUGGGGAUUGAGGGUUGAUGGCGGACAAGGUGCUCCUGAACGUGAGGACAGCCUUUGUGGAGCGUGUGAGCAAGCCAGUGAUCUCUGGGCUGCUGGACGACCUGUUGGCCCAAAGGGUGCUGAACCUUGAGGAGGUGGACGAGGUGCAGGAGAGAUACUCGGUGCGUGCCGACAAGGCCCGCUGCCUCAUCGACAGCGUGCGCCUGAAGGGCCUCAGGGCCAGCCAGGUCUUCAUCGACAGCCUCAGGAGACGCGAUGGCACCUUGGCGGAGCAGCUGGGUCUGGCCGCUGACUCAGGGCCCACCGGUGCGCAGCUGGCCUCCUCCGACACCAAGGCCCUCCUCCCUGAGCCCCCCGUUGGCGUCCAGGGCCAGCAGUGGAUCCGGCAGUGCUCCCUGAGCGAAUACCAGCACAUCAGGGACACACAGGGUGACCAGAUCUAUCCUAUCUAUCUGUCACGGGAGACGCGAACCCGUAGGGCCCUGCUCAUCUGCAACAUUGAGUUUGACCACCUGAGCUGGCGGAAGGGGGCUGAAGUGGACGUGAAGGGGAUGACAAAGCUGCUGGAAGGGCUGGGCUACGCGGUGGACACCCAUUGCAACUUAACUUCCCAGGAGAUGGCUACAGCCAUGAAGGAUUUUGCAGACCGCAAAGAGCACUGGACUUCUGACAGCACAUUCCUGGUCUUCAUGUCCCACGGGGUCAGGGCUGGGCUCUGCGGCACCAAGAGCAGAGACGAGACCACAGACAUCCUUUCCCUCGACACCAUCUAUGAAAAGUUCAACAACAAGCACUGCCAGGCGCUGCUGGGCAAACCCAAAGUGGUCAUUAUCCAGUCCUGCCGUGGAGGCAUCAUAGGAUCUGUGAUGGUGCAUGACUCCGCAGACCCUGCCAUGCCCACUCCCAGCUCAGCUCACACAAUCCCUGCAGGGCUGGAAGAUGAUGCAAAAUGUGAAGUCCACCUGGAGAGUGAUUUUGCCACUUUACAUUCCUCCACACCUGAUACUGUUUCCUGGAGAUGCCCAGUAAAUGGCUCCCUUUUCAUCCAGUGCCUGAUAGAGCAGUUUCGAAACCAUGCCUGUGACAGCGACUUGCAGGAGAUCUUCCGAAAGGUCCAACAUUCCUUUCGAAAAUUCCCUCGGCAGUUGCCAUCACAGGAACGGACUACAAUGCUCAGAAAGUUUUACCUCUUCCCAGGCCACUGAUCUGCCCAUGGUGAAAAAAUAAUACGUUGACAGCAAAAGUGUUUGAAUUUGGGAGUAACACAGCAGAAAGCUCAAGCUCAAGGUGAACGCAGCCCUGCUCCAGAGAGAUGCACCUCUUCAGAAAAGGAAAGGCCAAGAGGAAAAGCCAAGAACAGCUCUGUAGAAACACAGUGAACCUCCAAACCAGCCACUUGUUCCCCCUCUCCUAAGCAAUUACAAACAGACCUGGAAUAAAAUAGUCCUUGGCCUCCUG
Messenger RNA from Tyto alba (common barn owl), 1501 nucleotides. Its product is annotated as caspase-1. The record is from RefSeq and is a predicted model, not a curated record. Gene Ontology annotation, biological process: regulation of apoptotic process; proteolysis. The transcript has 9 exons. NCBI's taxonomy places the organism in Eukaryota, Metazoa, Chordata, Aves, Strigiformes, Tytonidae. The coding region runs from base 61 to 1248 and encodes 395 amino acids. Gene Ontology annotation, molecular function: cysteine-type endopeptidase activity.